AUGGAUGAUAAUCGGGAUCAGGAUUUGGAGAGCCUAGGGUUUCAAUCAUUCUCGGAAAAGAUGCAUCAGGAUGUUUUUAUUUCUUCUAAGGGUUCAAGAAACAUGCAUGGUCUGCAUGAUCAGCCGUCAUUAUUUAGUAAACCAUUAAAGAUCGAUGGGAAUCCUUUGUUUCCACGUAGGGGUGUGGUGCAGAAAGAUUCAAAUGUCAUAAACGUUAUUGAUGAAUUAGAAAAGAUCACUGUUCCAGUUCAACCUAUGGGUAAUCCUCAGCAUGAUGAGUCGGCAACACCAAUCUCCUAUGCGGACAAGCUAAAGUCAUCUUCCCGGAACAAAAGAGAGAUUAACUUCAGGCUUAUGAAGCCGAUGGAAACUAGAGAUGAUGCGGAUGUGGUGAUACCAAAAGAAGUGAUCAAGAAGGCUCAGGAUAAACUUGAGAAUGUUCUGUACGGCUAUUUCUUGGGUAAUAGGCUUCCGUUUCCGGUAGUAGAAUAUUACGCAAAGAAUGUUUGGGCGAAGUUUGGAUUUUCAAAACUCAUGAUGAAUGCGGGCGGCUUUUUCUUUUUCAAAUUUGACACCAAAGAAGGUAUGUUAAGUGUGUUGGAAGGUGGUCCUUGGCUCAUUAGGAAAAUUCCGUUAUUCUUAAAUAUUUGGACUCCCUCAGUUAGCUUGAAAAAGGAUGGGAUUAAAACGGUGCCGGUUUGGAUUAAGUUUCAUAAUGUUCCUCUUGCUGUGUUUACCGAUGAGGGGCUUAGUCUUUUAGCGUCGAAGCUCGGAAUUCCAAAACGACUUGAUGCCUACACGGCUGAUAUGUGUGCUGAAAAUUGGGGCAGAACAAGUUUUGCUCGAGCAAUGAUAGAGAUCUCGGCUGAUAAUGAAUUAAAAGAUCACAUUGUUCUUGCUAUCCCUAAACUAGAUGAAGAGGGUUAUCUGAUGGAAAGAGUGGACGUUGAAUAUGAGUGGAAACCUCAUAGGUGUGCGGUUUGUUGUUUAUUUGGUCACUCGGAUGCGAAGUGUCCUAAAUCUGUUAAUGUUAAGCCGAAGCAAGUUACAACCGAUGAGGAGGGUUUUGUUACCGAUACUAGGAAAGUGGCAAGACACGGAUUUCCUCAAAAGAAGCAGAAGGCUAGAGUUGUUUAUAGACCAAAGAAUAUCCAUGCGGGUCCGGAACCAUCUGGCACAAAGAGCGUUAAUGCAGAACGGCAUGUGGAUAAGGUUAAUCAGGAAGGUAACAAGCGUGAUCUGAAUUUGAGGAAUUCUUUUUCGGUCCUGGAUAGUAUGGCCGAUGGGGUUCCGAGUACGAGCAAUAGUCAAGAAGAUAGGCCUCUAGUAGAUGAAUUUGUGCGGCAAAACACAACUGAGACGGCUGAAUUUAUGUGUGCUGGAACUAGUGAUAAAAAAUCUGAGGGGGCAAGCACUCCCGGUUUAGAUGGUGUCCAUGGAUAG
Helianthus annuus (common sunflower) is the source of this 1443-nucleotide messenger RNA. RefSeq lists its product as uncharacterized. NCBI's taxonomy places the organism in Eukaryota, Viridiplantae, Streptophyta, Magnoliopsida, Asterales, Asteraceae. The transcript has a single exon. The record is from RefSeq and is a predicted model, not a curated record. Bases 1 to 1443 code for a protein of 480 amino acids.